CAGUUACUGUUCGCGAUUCGUACGUUUUAGACUGUUGCAGUUUUUUACAUUUAUUGCGUGCUUUUUUACGUGUUUACAAGGUGAUCCUUUAUAAAUCAACAGUUAAUAAUUUCAUAACUUAAAAAGGUUAUACAGAAUCAAAACAAAAUAUUUUAUCCAAUAGAAGAGCAGAAGUGACUGACAACGGAGCGUGAGCUUAUCGUGGAUUGGCUAUAAUUUGGAGCGCUGUGGCGCCUCUCCGACCUUAUAAAUAACAGCGCGAACUCGCAGCAGACCUCUUUUCCACAGUAUUAUUUCGAGGGGAUUUUGUUGGGUUAUUUUUGUGAGCUAACUCCAAAUUCAGAAUGCCGGAGACUGCAAAAAUGAAUGGAUAUGCAAAAACAAACGGGCACAGUUAUGACAUGGAAGAUGGAUCAGUGUUUUUAUUUACAUCAGAAUCCGUCGGCGAGGGACAUCCAGACAAAAUGUGCGACCAAAUAAGCGAUGCUGUUCUGGACGCGCAUUUAAAACAAGAUCCUGAUGCAAAAGUAGCAUGUGAAACCGUCACUAAAACUGGUAUGAUUCUGCUGUGCGGAGAAAUAACAUCAAAAGCUAAUGUUGACUAUCAAAAAGUUGUCAGAGAAACGGUGAAGCAUAUUGGAUAUGAUGAUUCUUCAAAAGGUUUUGAUUGGCGUACACUAAACUUGUUAGUGGCUCUUGAGGAGCAAAGCCCAGACAUAGCCGAUGGGGUGUAUCGGAACAGAGAGGAAAUUGAUUUUGGGGCUGGAGAUCAGGGAUUGAUGUUUGGAUAUGCCACGGACGAAACAGAAGAAUGCAUGCCGCUCACAGUGGUGCUUGCACACAAACUGAACCAGAAGAUUGCAGAGCUCAGACGAAACGGUGAAUUCUGGUGGGCACGUCCUGACUCCAAAUCACAGGUGACUUGCGAGUAUAUCUUCACGGGGGGCGCCACUGUGCCGCAGAGGGUCCACACAGUUGUUGUAUCACUGCAACAUUCCGGAAAGAUAACUUUGGAGCAACUUCGCGAGGAGAUCAGAGAGAAGGUUAUCAAGGAAGUAAUCCCAGACCAGUACUUUGACGACAGGACUAUCGUCCACAUCAAUCCUUCAGGACUAUUCAUCAUUGGUGGACCUCAGUCUGACGCCGGUCUGACGGGACGCAAGAUAAUAGUGGACACGUAUGGCGGGUGGGGUGCUCACGGCGGCGGCGCUUUCUCGGGCAAGGACUUCACCAAGGUGGACCGCUCUGCCGCGUACGCCGCGCGCUGGGUUGCCAAGUCCCUCGUGCGCGCCGGACUCUGCAGGCGCUGCAUGGUGCAGGUCGCAUACGCAAUCGGUGUGGCGGAGCCGCUCUCGAUCACGGUGUUCGACUACGGCACCUCGCACAAGACGCAGCAGGAGCUGCUGUCCAUUGUACAGAAGAACUUCGAUCUCCGCCCAGGAAAGAUUGUCAAAGAGCUGAACCUGAAGGCGCCGAUAUAUCAGAAGACGAGUACUUACGGCCACUUCGGGCGGGAGGGCUUCCCCUGGGAGACGCCCAAGCCGCUCAUCGUAGAUUGACUUACGUCAGCGCGAGCGCAUCUAGCACCUUGUAAAUAUUCCACCAGUAUGUUUUAAACACUUAAUCUACGUGUGUUUUGUAGCGAGAGCACGGAGAUAUUAUCGCUGAUGUCUCUCUAUAGGCUAUUAUAAUUAAUGCGACGAAAUCUCGCGAAUGAAACUGCCAUUGCGUGGGAGUGAUCAAUGCAUACGGGCCUUUUGCAUUCGUGUUGGCCACCGAUAUUUAUUUAUAAAGUUAACAUAAGUGUCCAGUCCUGUAACAGUUUUUCAAUAUAAACGAAAUAUUGUAUUUAGUUCUCUUGUAUGAAAAGUAACUUAAAAAUGAUUAAAUAUCUCUUAUUAUGAAGAAAAUAAUUAUUAGAAAUUAAUAUGUAAUAUAUCAAACAUUAAUUUUUACAUAAGAAUAAUAGUUUUUUUUAAUAAUAUUUUGGAAGCCCAUACGAAUGUAACUUGGUCUGUAGGACGGUUGCAUUUGCGCGAUUCUGUGUAUGUUAUUAUUAAGUAUUCGUUAGUUUAGAUGCAUAGGUGUAAUGGUGCCGUCAUUUCUGAAUUUGAGUUAGUUCCGGCUCCCAGCGGGCAGUUCUAUCAUUUGAGGCGGUCGCCGUGUCACUUCUGUAUCCAUCUAUGUAUCAAAUCAUGGGUCUAUAUAUCAUAUGUAUCUGGUGUCAAUUACCAAAGAUAUAGCCUCCUACGAACGGACAAUGCAUGAUUUUUUAUAUUAAUGGAAUUACAGAUAAUAUUAUGAUUGUCACAAAAUAUACUCAAAUGUAAUUGAGUUUUGCGACAUCUAUACUGUAUUGUAAAAUUUAUAUGUAUCUAUGAUGGAUUCUUAAAAUAAUGCUGUCUCGCUUAUGACAGGGUUCAUACAUGUUCCUUGGCCAAAAGACAACAUGAAAUGUUAGAAUAAUAAGUAUUAUGUCUCCUAAUUUACCUGCAUGUGAUAUUUCAAUGCCAUUUUACCUACAUAAUGGAAUUAUUUGUACAAUUUUCAUUUGCACGUGGCGUCCUAUUUAUUAUAUAGCGUACAUAUGACAAUUUUAAUGUUUUUAAUUCCUUUUUAAAGCAAUUCACACGAUGAUCAUUGGUUUUUAAUGAAAUAUUUAAAUUCGUCAAAUAGAAGUAAGGGCCUAUAAUGAUGAUUUUUUUUGCUAUAAAAAUGAAGUUUUCGACUUGAAUGAUGAACUGCCAUAAUCUCGAAUGUUGUAUACUGUGAGCUUAAGUUAUGUGCUACAUCGCGGUAGAGUAGACUACUUCCCGGGUCGCGUCACAGUGGACCGAGUGCGUUCUAGAACAAUCUGCAAUGCAUAGAACAUUCUCGGGCCUUCUCGUUCCACUGCAAAUGAAGUGCCGCGCGGCGGGGAUUCCCAUUUUAUGUUUAUUUUAAGUCUAGAUAAGUGUCAGUGAAUUUUUCUCCUUUUUAAAAUGAAAUCUUAGCCAUGUUAGGUGUCGCCCCACCGUGCGGUACAUUUUGUGUUGUGUUUCUGAAAAGGAUCAUAGUGGAAAAGAGCCAUUUUGAAAACACACCGACUCGUCCCGGGCAGUAGUGCACUGUGCAUUUAUAAUUACACACAUGAACACGCCUCUAGGCGCAUUGGUAACUUGACAUUUUAUGAAACUAGAACUAAACUUAGGAAAUUUGAAUAUUUGUAGGACGGGUAGCGAGUACUUUGAUUAUAUUUUUGGAUCUGUAUCGACCCGUUAAAAGAUUCUUAUUAACUUGCUGUGGAUUUUGAAUUUGUCAAAAUGUGAAAUUUCGACUAAUAAAUAAAUUGCAUUCCCGUCCCAUCGGGAUGAA
This is a messenger RNA of Papilio xuthus (Asian swallowtail), 3354 nucleotides long. It is a transcript of the gene Sam-S, whose product is annotated as S-adenosylmethionine Synthetase. The transcript has 11 exons. Gene Ontology annotation, molecular function: ATP binding; methionine adenosyltransferase activity. The record is from RefSeq and is a predicted model, not a curated record. The coding region runs from base 345 to 1559 and encodes 404 amino acids. Lineage: Eukaryota; Metazoa; Arthropoda; Insecta; Lepidoptera; Papilionidae. Gene Ontology annotation, biological process: S-adenosylmethionine biosynthetic process.